Messenger RNA from Bufo gargarizans (Asiatic toad), 2179 nucleotides. Its product is annotated as gastrula zinc finger protein XlCGF17.1-like. NCBI's taxonomy places the organism in Eukaryota, Metazoa, Chordata, Amphibia, Anura, Bufonidae. The record is from RefSeq and is a predicted model, not a curated record. The transcript is spliced from 2 exons. Bases 86 to 1177 code for a protein of 363 amino acids.
UCCCCCAUGUAAGAGUGAGGUGGAGGAGGACAUUCCAGGAGAUGUCACCACAGAAAGUCCCAGUAAGAAUUCUGAGGGAAACUUCAUGUUAUCACUAAAUUAUAAAGUAGAAGAUGAAGAUAUCAUGCAGCGCUCUUCAGGAGAAAACUUCAUUACCCUCAUAGUACAUCCAGGACUUCACAGUACAGAUCUAUCAUAUAGUCCUCCUAAUCAUGAGGAACCUUUUCCUGACCAAUCACAAAUUGUUACCACAAGUACAGGUCAGAAAGGGUGUGAAAGUUUUAAUUGUGGCAAAGAGUUCGCACAAAGCUCAGGUCUUUCUACACACAGAGUAAUUCAUAUAGGAGAGAAACCAUACUCCUGUUCACAAUGUAAGAAAUGUUUUACAGGUAAAUCACAUCUUGUUAGACAUGAGAGAAGUCACACAGGAGAGAAGCCAUAUUCAUGUUCAGAAUGUGGGAGAUGUUUUACACAUAAAUCUUAUCUUGUUGAACACGAGAGAAGUCACACAGGAGAGAAGCCAUAUUCAUGUUCAGAAUGUGGGAAUUGUUUUAAGCAAAGAACAAAUCUUAUUCGACAUCAGAGAUUUCACACAGGAGAGAGACCAUAUUCAUGUUUAGAAUGUGGGAAAUGUUUUGCACAAAAAUACAACCUUGUUGAACAUCAGAGAAUUCACACAGGAGAGAAGCCAUAUUCAUGUUCAGAAUGUGGGAAGUGUUUUAAACAAAGAACAAAUCUUAUUAGGCAUCAGAGAUGUCACACAGGAGAGAAACCGUAUUCUUGUUCAGAAUGUGGGAAAUGCUUUACAUAUAACUCUCAACUUGCUAUACAUGAGAGAAGACACACAGGAGUGAAACCAUAUUCAUGUUCAGAAUGUGGGAAAUGUUUUGCAGGGAAAUUGAUUCUUGUUGCACAUGAAAGAAGUCACACAGGAGAGAAACCAUAUUCAUGUUCAGAAUGUGGAAAAUGUUUUACAGAUAAAUCAAAUUUUGUAAAACAUAAGAGAAGUCACACAGGAGAGAAACCAUAUUCCUGUUCUGAAUGUGGGAAAUGUUUUACACGGAAAUCAUAUCUAAUUAAACAUCAGACUCUUUACACAGGGGACAGGCCUUAUUCAUGUUCAGAAUCCAAACUUGUUAAACAUGAGAGAAAACACAAUAGUGAGAAGCCAUUUUAAUUUUUUUUUAACAUAUUGGGUUUAGAGAUAAGCAAAUUUUGGGUCUGAUUUGCCCAUAUGAUUUAGAUUCGGGUCCAAACAAAUUCUACCCGAUACUAAAUUGCUGUAGAUGCCUGGAAAAGUAUUUUCAUUGUAUAUCUUCUCCUUGAUUAUUCAAAAUCAAAUCACACAAAUUUCAAAUCUGCUAAAAUCAGGAUUUUUGGGGGGGAAAAUUCACACUUUCAAAUUUUAGAAUCAAUUCACUCAUCUCUAAUUAGGUUAUUUAUGGACCUUAAACAGCAAACCGGUGUAUCCGGUUUGCGCCUGUGUCCCGGUGGCCACGAUGAACAUGCCCAUGGUCAUAGGUUGGAGGUCGGGUGCCAGGGAAGGGAGAUAUACAUAUCUCCCCACAGAAACCCAAUAACGGUACCAUGCUUGGACUCUAAUUGUAGCCAGAACCCAGGCGGGUUCUUGCUGACUGGUUGAGGUGUGAAUUUGUACGCAUGUGGCCUCCUGAAGCCACAACUACCUCUGCUAUCUGACAAGCAGAGGGUUGAAGUGAGAACUUAUUUUGCAUGUACACUGACAAAGGUGAAUCAGAUGAAAAUCAUGGCUGCCAGUAAAUAAUGAUCCAUAUUCCUCACCAGACAUAUUUAUAUUUCAUCUUCAUCCAAACAGUAUUUACAGAUAAAAUAAACUCUUCUAUUUGCUCCACGACAGCGUCACCAUUGUCACUGACAGACAUUAUCUUCUUGGCUCAUAUUAUACUCUCUCCUAGCGCUGUGACCUUCAUUGCUCCUACAGACUAACCCUCCUGUGCAGAGACAGUGAUAUUGGUGGCAUGAUGACUAUAUCACUGAUUUAUCUGAUCGGGGGGUGAUCUGUGAUGAAUAACCCCAUGCAUAUAUUCCUGCGGUGUAAUGGUAAACCUAUCUAUAUACUGGAGCUGAGUCUGAGUGAUAUAUCGGUGGUGGGAAUCGCUGGUGAUGUCACAUCUGUUAAAGCGGUUCUCCGGGAAAGAUA